UUUGCUGUGUUAACGGCCUUGAAAUCCGCUUCAUCAUCUGAGCUGUGUGCUUGUGACAUUAUCACAGAAUGGCAGCCGCUGAAAUUGCUGAGCUGCUGCUCGCAGUAAUCCAGGGAGUUCCCGGUGGGGCGACAAAUGAUGAUCUGACUAAAGCACUCUCCGACGUGCCCGCUGCCUCGCGUGUUGAGGGGCUCAAUGUUCUCUUAAAACAAGGCGGCAUAGAGGUGUUGAAGAAGGGAGAGAAACUGAUUUAUCGUGCCAAGGAUCCCCAAAAGAAGAGUGCCUUGCCCAAGGAUGCAGAUAACGAAGAGAAAAUCGUCUACAGUAUUGUGGAAGAGGGCGGCAACAAAGGCAUCUGGAUACGUGAUAUACGCAUCAAAUCCAAUUUGAACAUGACACAAUUAAACAAAAUCCUCAAGAACUUGGAAACAAAGAAACUCAUCAAGGCCGUUAAAUCCGUGAAUGCUAGCAAAAAGAAAGUCUAUAUGCUGUACAAUAUGGAGGCAGAUCGGUCUGUGACUGGCGGUGCCUGGUAUCAGGAUCAGGACUUCGAGGUCGAGUUUGUGGAUGUUCUCAAUCAGCAAUGCCUGCGCUUUUUGCAGAUGAAACGCGAGGGUGCCGAGAAAAAACGCGAUGGUCCCUUGGCCUUCAAGCAAAUGUCCUGUUGCACUGUGAAGGAGGUGCACAAAUUUAUUUCAGACCUUGGCAUAAGCAAAGUCAAUCUGGAUGAAGAUGAUUUGGAGACUAUACUGAAAACAGUCGUGUAUGAUGGCAAUGCCGAACGCAUUCUACAAUCUGAUGGCACGUAUGUUUAUCGUGCGGUUAACUUGCCCCUCCCAGCACCUGGAUUGGUUCAAAUGCCCUGUGGCAUAUGUCCUGUGAUCAAGAAUUGCUCCAAUUGCGGCGAUGUAACCGCUAUUAAUUGUCAAUAUAUGAAUGAUUGGUUAGAUUAAAAAUAACUGGACUUAAAUAAUGUA
Molecule: messenger RNA, 977 nt
Organism: Drosophila grimshawi
Lineage: Eukaryota; Metazoa; Arthropoda; Insecta; Diptera; Drosophilidae
Gene: Polr3F
Product: probable DNA-directed RNA polymerase III subunit RPC6
Exons: 3
Coding region: 69-953 (294 amino acids)
Biological process (GO): transcription by RNA polymerase III
Cellular component (GO): RNA polymerase III complex
Source: RefSeq, a predicted model, not a curated record